Cuscuta epithymum is the source of this 1501-nucleotide messenger RNA. NCBI's taxonomy places the organism in Eukaryota, Viridiplantae, Streptophyta, Magnoliopsida, Solanales, Convolvulaceae. The record is from the annotation of a GenBank genome assembly.
AAUGUGUAAAACAAUUUUCGUAAAAUUGUACGGAGUACACUUGAAGCAACUGAAUAAGAAAGAGAAGUAUUUCCCGGCGCUGUGGUUAAAUUUCCGGCUGUGCUCAUCCACGCGUUUCCUGAUCUCCGUAUUCAUUCAUCGAGAGCGAUAUAGAUUUGAUCUUAGAGGUUGGGUAAUAUGAGUGUGAUCGAUCUUCUCACCCGCGUUGACUCAAUCUGUAAGAAGUAUGAAAAAUACGACAUCGAGAAGCAUAAGAACUCCAAUAUCUCCGGCGACGACGCAUUUGCUCGCCUCUAUGCAGAAAUUGAAAAUGACAUCGAAACCGCUCUUCAGAAAGCAGAGACUGCUGGGACUGAGAAGAGAAGCGCUUCUGUAGUAGCGAUUAAUGCGGAAAUCAGGAGAACGAAGGCGAUGUUACUGGAGAAGGUGCCCAAGUUGCAGAAUUUGGCUAAGAAGAAGGUCAAAGGUCUUUCAGGAGAAGAACUUGUUGUCCGUAAUGAUCUGGUUCUUGCAUUACCUGAUAGGAUUAAUGCCAUCCCAGAUGGUUCCUCUGUUCCACCUAAGCAGUCUGGAGGGUGGGGAACUUCAGGCACUCGCACAGAAAUUAAAUUUGAUUCAAAUGGUCAGUAUGAUGCUGAUUUUUUCAAGCAAACAGAAGAGUCUAGUCAAUUCAGGCAAGAGUAUGAAAUGCGGAAAAUUAAACAGGACCAAGGUCUCUCAGUUAUAUCCGAAGGAUUGGAUACCUUGAAGGACAUGGCUCACAACAUGAAUGAGGAAUUCGACAGACAAGUCCCUCUCAUGGAUGAAAUUGACUCCAAGGUUGACAAGGCCACAUCUGACCUUAAGAAUACCAAUGUCAGGCUAAAGGAUACAGUCAACCAGCUACGAUCUAGUCGAAACUUCUGUGUUGACAUCAUUUUGCUCUGCAUAAUACUUGGAAUAGCUGCCUACUUAUAUAACGUUCUGAAGAAGUAAACACACACUGUGAAGCCUAUUUUACUGUUUAAUAUGAUAUUGCAUUCUGAUUUUCUUGUUGGCCUUUUCAUGUUGUGAAAGUCUUGCCAGUAUCUCUCUUAGCAGAAGUCCUCCACAAUUUGUACCCACAUCUAAAUUCAAUUCCUUUUUUCCUUUCUUUUAAGUUGGGUUUCAUUGUGCUCCCGUGUGGCUGUGUAUGUGAUCUAACUGCUGGGCUUUCUGAGUCAUUGUGUAUUAUAAGAAGCUGCUGUGUUGGUUUAUAUUGUUUGCAAAACAAAAUACAUUGGCCAUAUAUUGGUCCGGUUCUCAUUCAUAUAUGUGGUGGGACCUUGCCGGUUGUCCCAAAGGUGUCUUUUUAUUUGCUUUUCUUUGGGAUCGCGUCCACUGACCACUGCUACAAGUGGUGCCUUAAUGGAUAUUUAUAUACUAUUUGGAGACUGACGGGGGUGGGAGUGAGUUUUUUGCAUCAUGUUUUCAAAAAUAUUGCAAAUAAUAUGAAUAAUGCUUCAUUUUUUUUGCUCGACAA